Messenger RNA from Gongylonema pulchrum, 366 nucleotides. The record is from the annotation of a GenBank genome assembly. NCBI's taxonomy places the organism in Eukaryota, Metazoa, Nematoda, Chromadorea, Rhabditida, Gongylonematidae.
AUGUACUGGGCGACUGCAGAAUGGCUGUUUGGUUGUGCAUGCAUUAGCAGUCAGGGCAAUCCUCUUAAUCAUCUCUACUUAUUGUUUUGGGCCGAUGCACAUCUGAAUGAGGUUGGUUUCAUGAAUUUGGAUGGCGGAGCGCGGCAUCAUAUUCCGGCCAAACGCACUUCCCACAUCUCAUCGAUGACUGUUUUUGAUGAUCAUUUAUUCUGGUCGGACUGGAACUUACGAGAAGUUAUACGAGCCGAUAAAUGGACCGGUCAGAAUGAAACGGUUCUUAAAACCACAACACAGCUACCGAGUGAUAUCAGGGUAAUUCUUCAUGAGAUGGUAUUUUGUUAUGCUAAUUGCCAUGCAACGAUCUGA